Callithrix jacchus (white-tufted-ear marmoset) is the source of this 4443-nucleotide messenger RNA. The record is from RefSeq and is a predicted model, not a curated record. Lineage: Eukaryota; Metazoa; Chordata; Mammalia; Primates; Cebidae.
UUUUCAGAAGGAGAUUUGAUUUUGUUGCCGAGGCUGGAGUGCAGUGGCGCUAUCUCGGCUCACUGCAACCUCCGCCUCCCGGGUUCAACCAAUUUUCCUGCCUCAGCCUCCCAAGUAACUGGGAUUACAGGCAUGCACCACCACAACGGGCUAAUUUUUUUUCUAAGUGGAGACGGGCUUUCGCCGCGUUGGCUAGGCUGGUCUCGAACUCCUGAUCUCAUGUGAUCCACCUGCCUAGGCCUCCCAAAAUGCUGGGAUUACAGGUGUGAGCCAGCACGCCUGACCAACAUCUCCGUCUUUUUAGAGUCAGUCACCGGUGCUUCAUUUUGUCCCUUUGGUGAGGUAUUCUUCUGAUUGUUCUUGAUUCUGCCAUGCAUUGGUGUGUGCACAUUUGAAGAACUAGCUACUUAUUCCAGUCUUUGAAGACUUGAUUACCUGAAAACAGCCUUUAUCAAUCAAGCCUGUCCAGAAAUUCUGGGCAGGCCACCUGUUCUGGCCAAUAGGUGAGCUUGCUACUUAAGUCCUCAGGUUGGCUGCUCUAGUGCCUGGAUGAGUAGGCAGGCAGGUCUGAAGGCGGGAUCCAGUAGGAUGAACCUGUUGAUUGGAUCUGCUGUGGUGGACCUAGAACCUGUGUCCCUGGUGGUGAGCCUGAAUCCCAGGUCUACAAGGGCUGACUUAACACUGGAGUGGACCCUCAGCCUGAGUCUGCAGGGACCAGCCAGGUACUGAGAUAGGCCUGGAGUCUGUGUCUUCUGGAACCUGAGUCCGCAGGAGUGAACCUAUGUCCUGAGUUCACAGAGGCUUAGAGCCUGAAUCUACAGCAGUUAUCACUGGGUCCUCAGUCCACAGAGACUGGCCUGGCCCUCAACUCCACUGGAGCCUAAGAUUAUAUGUACUUCCCAGGUAGUUGGAUCCACAGGGGCUGGCCUGAAGACGCUCACCACAGAAGCGACCCAACCACGACUGCACGACUCCGGCGAGGCUGCACGACACGCGCGAGCGACUCGGAUCGGGGAACCACGGUUCCCGGCAGGCGUUGCGCGGGGCACCCAGUGCGCAAGCGCACGCCGCCUCUCCCCUCCCUCCGGGGCCCGGGCCCCAUUUCCGGGCUAGAGCCGCCGCCGCCGCCCAGAGGCACGGUUUCCUCUUAAAAGAGAAACGACGGCUGCGCUCGCGAGGUGGGCCCCUGUCUUCCCGGAGCUCCGGGCCUGCUCGCUAGGCCGGGGAAGCGCAGGCGCAGUCGGGGUGAGGGCGCGUGGUGGCGCACAGUAAAGGCCGCCGCCCUCUUCAAGAUGACAUGUGUGGACCCCCCCAGCCCGGUUGAAAUUUCCCGUGGGAGUCUGUGGCCGCUUCCCCACGGCUCCACUUCAGGGGCUGCAGGGCGAAGGCCUUUGUUCUGACUGCCACUGUCUGCCCACCUCGCACCCGACGACACCCACACGCAGUGCGGAGCUUCCACACCCCGAAUCACAGAAGGACGGGAGGCGCUGGUGCACAUGGCUUCCUCCCCGGCGGGGGACGUGUCCUGCAGGCGGCGGGAGAAGCGGCGGCAGCUGGACGCGCACCGCAGCAAGUGCCGCAUCCGGCUGGGCGGGCACAUGGAGCAGUGGUGCCUCCUCAAGGAGCGGCUGGGCUUCUCCCUGCACUCGCAGCUCGCCAAGUUCCUGUUGGACCGGUACACUUCUUCGGGCUGUGUCCUCUGUGCAGGUCCUGAGCCUUUGCCUCCAAAAGGUCUGCAGUAUCUGGUGCUCUUGUCUCAUGCCCACAGCAGAGAGUGCAGCCUGGUGCCCGGUCUUCGGGGGCCUGGCAGCCAAGAUGGGGGGCUUGUGUGGGAGUGCUCAGCAGGCCAUACCUUCUCCUGGGGACCCUCUUUGAGCCCUACAUCUUCAGAGGCACUCAAGCCAUCCUCCCUUCCACAUACUACCUGGAGAAGUUGGUGUCCCGACGCCACAAGUGGGCAGGAGCUUGCAGAUUUGGAAUCUGAGCAUGAUAAGAGGACUCAAGAGGCCAGGUUGCCCAGGAGGGUGGGACCCCCACCAGAGACCUUCCCACCUCCAGGAGAGGAAGAGGGUGAGGAAGAAGAGGACGAUGAUGAGGAUGAAGAGGAGAUGCUCAGUGAUGCCAGCUUAUGGACCUACAGCUCCUCCCCAGAUGAUAGUGAGCCUGACGCCCCCAGACUACCCCCUUCCCCUGUCACCUGCACAUCUACAAACGGGGAAACACCACCAGCCCCUGCAGCACUCUCCACUCCUCUUGCUGUGCCAUCCUUGUCAGUAUCCUCAUUGGGAUCCAGAGCUCCUCCACCUGCAGAAGUCGAGGUGCAGCCAGAGCUCAGCAGGACCCUUCAAGCGGCCCAGCAGGCCGAACCCCUGGCCAGCACUGGGAGUCUGGCCCAGUCUGCUCCAACCCCGGCCUGGGAUGAGGACACUUCACAGAUUGGCCCCAAGAGAAUUAGGAAAGCUGCCAAAAGAGAGCUGAUGCCUUGUGACUUCCCUGGCUGUGGAAGGAUCUUCUCGAACCGGCAGUAUUUGAAUCACCACAAAAAGUACCAACACAUCCACCAGAAGUCUUUCUCCUGCCCAGAGCCAGCCUGUGGGAAGUCCUUCAACUUUAAGAAACACCUGAAGGAGCACAUGAAGCUGCACAGUGUGAUACAGGGCUGUGAAGAAAUGUGGAAGCAAGGGAAAGGAAAGCAUAAGGAGGAACUGCUGUUGGAGGAGGAGAAGAUGCCUCAGCAAAGACCUGAGUGAAGAAUAGGGAAGAAGCCAGGAGCUGAGAAAGGAGAGAGGUCACAUAGUUGGUGGAGGCCUCUGAGACCAUCCAUAGGACAGUCUGACAUCUGCUUCAGGUGAGAUGGGUGCCAUUGCAGUCUUGAAUGGCAGAGGGACAUGGCUGACUUUUUAAAAGAUGACUGUGGCAGCUGUGUGAAGAACAGGGGGACCUCAGAUGAGCAGCACCAGGCAUCAGCUGUGAGGUGACUGCAGAAACAUGCAAGGCAAGGUGGUGCCUGGAUUUGCUGGUAGCAGUUGAGUCGGUGAGGAAUGGCUGGAGGCCAGUGUGUGCGCAGAUGGAGUCAAUGGGGUGUUGUGGGAAGGAUGGGUUGGCUACAGAUGAGUGGGCAGGGAGGAGCUGGGUAACUCGGAGGAUUCUAGCCUGAGCAGCUAUGCAGCAGGUGAUGCGAUUUCCUGAAAGCAAGGGAGAAGCGGGCUUGGGCAGGGAAAUUUGAUUUGAGACAUGCUAAUUAAACAUCCAGGAGAUGUGAAUGUGGAGAUUAGGGUAGAUGUCAGGCAAACCUAUAAAUAUAAAUGUGUUUGUCAUGAGCAUAUGGGUGGUAUUUAGAGCCGUGGGGCCAGAGUGUCCCUACAUAGAGGGAGUAUGUAUCAUGGCACUCUAGCCAUUCAUUAGAGGGCAGGCCAGGUACGUGGUGAGGAAGAUGAAGAGAGUGCUAUUUGAGGAGCUGAGUAUAGAAAAUGCUCCAGGGAGGAAGGGGCAAUGAUUGCCAGUGCAACAGGCCAAAUAAAGUAAGUUGAGAACACGCCACCAGAUCUGGCAGUAGGGAAGCUGCCAGAUGACAAGAUGGAACUGACAGGAGGGGCAGUGUAGCUGUCGGUCUGAUAGUCGCAAUGGAGCGCGCUCAAGGCGGAGUGGAGACACAAGUAUGGACAACUCUGUGGAGUUUUGCUGUAAGACGGGCAGAUAAAUGGAGUGUCAGCUAGAAGGCUGGGCUCAGGGUGCAGAGAUGGAAAUGAUUCCAUAGAGAACGGCUUGCUGCUGAGGCUGGAGUGCGGUGGGAGACCUCAAGUGAGGAGCUGGUCUUUAGGGGCAGAGUGGGGAGCUGCCACAGGGUAGGCCGUUUGAGUAGUCAUUUAUAUGGGCACAGAUGCAAGUUGAAUAGUGGAUUUGGUGGGCAGAAGAUGUGGGUGUUCUAGUUUCUUAGCAACUUUAAAAACAAGAGCACUGCUGAGUAAGGUAGGCGGGGGGUGUUGCAGACUGGUGGAGAAAGGAGGUGGUGUGAAAUGUCUUUUAUAUUUCUAGAAAGUUGGAAAAGUGAACUGAUGAGGGAAAUGCAGGCGCAGUAGGGCAGGAAGGGCCUUAAGACUUGUGGUUAUAGAUGAAAAGGGUGGUGGAGAAGACUUUCCCCCUUCUGUACACACAUGCAAGCCUGGAGCAGACCAAAAGUUAUGUUUAUCCUGAGUUGGGCUUUAACCAAGCAAGUACAGUGGAUGGAGAGAGGGACAGGAAGAUUGGUAGUGUGAAUGAAAGAAGGCAACAAAGAUGGCUGUGGAAAUGCAGCUGAGCGGGGCUGGGCUCAGAGGGAAGAUGGGAGGGCCAGUAGAGUGGCCUCAUCAUGGGAUUAUCAUAGCAAGAGGACAAGGAAGGAGGCCCUGCAGGAAGCAGGAUGCUUGAAAUCACAAUUUCCUUUUUUCUCCCCCUAAUCUACUG